Messenger RNA from Motacilla alba alba, 1182 nucleotides. It is a transcript of the gene CZH5orf63, whose product is annotated as chromosome Z C5orf63 homolog. The coding region runs from base 202 to 558 and encodes 118 amino acids. NCBI's taxonomy places the organism in Eukaryota, Metazoa, Chordata, Aves, Passeriformes, Motacillidae. The record is from RefSeq and is a predicted model, not a curated record. The transcript is spliced from 5 exons.
GGCGGAGUCACGUCACAGCCGGCGCUGCCGCCCCGCCCGCGCCCCGCGCCUUCGGCCCGGCUGCCGCAGGUCUCCUCUGGAUUCCUGGUGGGGUGAAAGCUGCGCGUGGCUCUCCACAGCUGCAGGAUUUGGUGUCCCCACUCACGUGGGCUCCCUGGUCUGUGGCUGUGUCACCUGUUUUCCUGUUCAGCAUUUCCUUGGAUGAUGGUGCUCUGUUUUCUGAGCAGAGCCCUGCCACGAGCCAGGCAUUCACCCAGCCCACUGGGGAGACAACUCUGCUCAGCCAGCACGAAUAAGCCAGUGCUGACGUUAUUCACCAAGAAACCAUGCCCUCUGUGUGAUGAAGCAAAAGAAGUUCUUGAGCCAUACAAGAGAAGGUUUAUUCUGCAGGAGGUGGAUAUUACCCUUCCAGAGAACUCGGCAUGGUAUGAUAAAUACAAAUAUGACAUACCUGUUUUUCACUUAAAUGGGAAGUUCCUCAUGAAGCACCGAGUCGACGUUCAAAAGUUUGAGGACCGACUUAGGAAGGUGGAGCUGCAAAGUGAGGGAAACCAGUGAGGAAAAUGCAGCUGCUCUGAUGCAGAUCUCGAAGGUGAAAAGAACAUUUGUGGAAAAAACCCAUAUUCUUUAUCUGGCCUUAAAUUUCUUAGGACACAUGAGUCUGAAAAACUUGAGUGACUUGUGUUCUGUUUUGCGUUAAUCAGCCAGCCCAGCUGCACCAGAAGCCACCUUUUCUGUGCUGUUCAUUUGCUGCUCUCCUGGGCUGGUGUUUUCACUGACAGAAUAACAGCUGUUCCACAGCAGCAGAUAAAGUAAACUCUGUUUGUAUGGGGUUGCCAUGGCCAGGUUUGGGUAGUGGGGGGUGUUACAGGGGUAGUUUUUCUGAGAAGCUGCUGGAAGCUUCCCCUGUGUCCAUCUGUGCUAGCCAGCUCCAGGAGGGAUCCUCUGGCCACAUCUGAGACCUUCGGUGAUGAGGAGGAAGAAGGAGAGAAUGUUUAAUAAAAUGACCACAAACCCAGUUCUCCAUCUCCCUGAGCCACUGAGGGGAAGGAGGAAGAGAAAAUUGAGAGUAAAGUUAAGCCUUGGAGGAAGCGAAGGGUGGGACAGAGGAGUUUGUAAGAUUCAGUUUCUUUUUGUCUUUAUCCUACUGUGAUUUGAUUGGUAAUAAACUAAUUUCCCUAA